UUCCAAUUUGGCUGUGAAACAACGAAGAACGUUCUGCCGAGCGAGCGAAGAAUUCGCUAAGAGUGCAAUUAAAAGCGUGGAAAGCGGAAGAAAGGCAGUGCGAAGAACGGUCUUCCUGGCAAACAACGAGCGAGUAAAGUUCGUCGAGAGUGCAAUUAAAAGUGUAAGAUCCGACGAGCGAAGAACGAGCGAGAAGAGUUCGUCCGGAGUGCAGUGAAAGGGGUAGAAGUGAAAGAAAGUGCAAGAAAGUGGCGAUAAGACGGCAUCUAAUUAUAGACCCCACUGGUGGUCUAAAAAUAAACAACCGCAAACAACGCCAAACAAUUGGAGAGUGUUUUAAACAGCUGUUCGAUUCGGAUUCGGACUCGGAUUCUACUCUCUCCCGGAGAAAGAGAUAGAGAUAAGGACGCGCAGAGAGCCAGCCCAGCGCAACAUGAGCGAAGAGUGAGCGAGAAAGAGACAGAGACUGAGACUGAGUCUGAGACUGAGACUGAGGUUGUGGCAGUGGAAGGGAGAUCGCGGCAGAUAGGAACACGAGACACUCCGAAGAAAACGGCAGCUUUACGUUCCAGCAACCAAGCGUCUAGCUUCCAAAAGCGUUUCCAAUUCCAAGCCAGUCGCAACGACAGCGGAAUACCGCUACAAUUCGCACUCUCAGUCGACUGCCCUCUCACUCACUCACUCCUUCUCCUGCGGCCCGAGACGUAUACCCGCACUCUUCUGUUCCUGCCACAAUACUUCACGCGAUGAAACAACAACUGGCGGGCGCAGCAGCAGCAGAAAACGCAGCAGCCGCAACAGCAGUCGAAAACGCAGCAGCCGCAGCAGAAGUUAACCACUUGCUCUAUUUUCCACACUCCGAACGCCAAUCGAUUUUAAAAGGACAUUGAUCGAACGUCAAUCGCAAGACCCACGGAUAUUUAUCAAUUCGCCCUUUUUUUUUUGCACGUAAAAACCUAUACUAAACAUUAAAAACCCAAACGACUCCCACGAAAAAACUAUAGUUACCCCUUAUUAUUAGUCGCUUUGUUUUGUUUUUUCGUCAAUUGAUUGUGAUUUUGAAACUGUGUGAUCGCAAAAGAAAAUCUGCAAAUUAGCAAAAAAGAAAGUUCCUUAAGCAAGUGAUAAUCCGAUAGAAACUCUAAAGACAGAAAAGAAGAGGAAGCGCCGGAGAAAAGAGACACAAAACCACGAAACUAAAGCAUAUUAGCACCGCAUAAUAUAGUCCACAAAAUCAAGCAAAGCAUAAACAUCAUAAGUAUCGCUGUCAUUCGUCAUCGAGGACUACUACUGAGGAAACUAAUUAAUACUUCAAAAACAAGGAUUAAACGGCAUGCAAACAUGGUUCUCAAAGUGCCAACGUCCAAAGUCCUGCUAGUCCUGGCCACCUUGUUCGCCGUGCCGGCGCUGAUCGGCAGUUGGGUGCCCCAGGUGGCGGCCAGUCCGCUCGCGCCCACGGAGUACGAGCAGAGACGCAUGAUGUGCUCCACCGGCCUCAGCGAUGUGAUACAGAAGAUAUGCGUAAGCGGAACGGUGGCCCUCGGCGACGUUUUUCCCAACAGUUUCGGGAAGCGCAGGAAGCGCGACUUGCAGAGUGUGACCGACUUGUGCUGCAAGUCGGGUGGCUGCACCUACAGGGAGCUCUUGCAGUACUGCAAAGGAUAG
This is a messenger RNA of Drosophila mauritiana, 1665 nucleotides long. RefSeq names its product probable insulin-like peptide 6 (gene Ilp6). The transcript has 3 exons. NCBI's taxonomy places the organism in Eukaryota, Metazoa, Arthropoda, Insecta, Diptera, Drosophilidae. The coding region runs from base 1342 to 1665 and encodes 107 amino acids. The record is from RefSeq and is a predicted model, not a curated record.